AUGGCUGUCCUGACAAAAGUCUUCGUUUCCGUUCUGCUAGCCAUGAGCCAGGGAACUGCGAUGGCCGCAGCAAUCCAAGCUCCCGAGAUUCAAGCAGUUCCCGAGAAGUCAUCCAUUCAGGUACCUACUUCGGUUCAUCAUGUCCAUUCGGUUACUUACAGCGUCGUCGAUAUCUCUGGCCCUGCGAGCUCUGGCGCCUCCUUGUCCACUGUGCACUUGGGUUCAUCUGACCAAAUUCAGGUUGCUCAGGGAGUUACUCUUACCACCACUGCUUCGUCUGAAUCACAUUCUCGUCCCCUGAUUUAUGCCCGAGACGACAAGAAUCAAUCAUCCCAAUCAUCCCAGGUCACACCACAUGGCUAUGGCCCUAUCCAGACUGCCACUCCUGUGGACAUUUCCAGUUUCGUAAAACUAGGACGCUCAGGUGUAGACCAGGACAGUGAUGAUAUCAAGGUAUUCCGACGAGACGACUAUGAUGGCUACGGAUAUGGCUCUGGUCCCGGCUCAACUCCCACAAUAGACGGUGGAUAUGGUAGCCCAAGUGAGCCGACUGCUCUGCCUCCUGGCGGAUACGGCGACCCAGCUCCCCCGGCAGUCGAGAAGCCAACCAUUGUCACGGUGCCUGACCCAGUUACUGUGAUUGUCACUCUGAGCAUCCCUACAACUUCAUCCACCUUCGAAAUCACCUCCACGGUCAUUCCAUCAGUUGUAACUGUUACUGUCACAAGCACACCAGUUCCACAGGCGGUUGUGCACAAUGCGACACAAACUGUCAUGGUUUCCAAGUCAACAACGCUCCAUCCUUCCAUCGUCACAGUUUACACCACGUCGACCAAUGCCCAGCAGUCAGUCACGCCCACCGAGAAAUCAGUUACUACCCCUAGCACUGAAGGAUAUGUCUAUACAACAGUUACCAGUGGGUCCUCUGUAUCACAUACAAGCUCCAACACCGUUGUGAUAAUGCAGACACCGACUGGACAUGCUCCACCAAAGCCAAUUACGGACACAAAUGAUGGUGAUUCUAACCUUAAGAUGAACCUACAUCUCUUGGUCAUGGCUGCUAUAUUUGCGACGAUGGGGCCCUCGAUGUCUCAUCUGGUCUCCGGAACCGCGUUGCUCAUGCAUUCGAACUAUCUUGAAGAUCUCCGAAAUGCUAAAGCAGCUAAGGAGGCCGAGAACUCUACUGGAAGUAGCAGUGAUGGCAAGGAGAAGAAGCCAGAGGUAGAUGAGUCGCCCAAUGGACAUGAAGGCCCAGAGUCCGCUAUACAUGAAUGUUGUUGCCACCAAGCUCCUAAGAACGUCACGCCAAUCGAAUCGAAAGCGACAGACAAGAAAGAGAAACCGUUCUCCCUAAUCUCUAGUCUUAUAUACAGUCAAAAGCUACCGACGAGCCAAUGGAAGCUUGGUUGGUCAGAGAACCGCCAUGUUGUCAAGGUAAACCAGAAGUUGGACCAGUUCCCCUUGGGGCUGCGAUUCAAACAAGCCCCCCAGGCACAGAUUUCACCUCAGGGCAUUUCCCAUGAUGGAAAAUACUGA
Molecule: messenger RNA, 1536 nt
Organism: Hypoxylon fragiforme
Lineage: Eukaryota; Fungi; Ascomycota; Sordariomycetes; Xylariales; Hypoxylaceae
Exons: 1
Coding region: 1-1536 (511 amino acids)
Source: RefSeq, a predicted model, not a curated record